This is a messenger RNA of Aedes albopictus (Asian tiger mosquito), 7166 nucleotides long. RefSeq lists its product as uncharacterized. NCBI's taxonomy places the organism in Eukaryota, Metazoa, Arthropoda, Insecta, Diptera, Culicidae. Bases 20 to 1903 code for a protein of 627 amino acids. The record is from RefSeq and is a predicted model, not a curated record. The transcript is spliced from 2 exons.
CAUCUCUUUUCUCGCAGACAUGCUUUCGCCAUCCCGCACGCUUCCGCAAUCCAGCUCGCAGCUGCAACCUGCCCCGCACCACCCGCAGUCUCAGCAACAGCAAAGACCCGCCAGCCGACGAAGUGCCUCGUCCGGGUCGGAUCUGCUGCAAACGAAACUGCGCAAGCUACUCAACACCGCCGACAGCAAAGAGACAAUAAUUCCCUCGGAUAUGGCCCUCAAUUCUAAAUACGGCGGUCCGCAAACGCUGGAGACAACCUACAUCAGCGGAGCCGGCAUGUCCGGCAACGAUUGUAUCGGGUACAUCCAGCCACCGAAGAAUUACCAGCAGCAACUGACCGUACACCCGGAACAGCCGAGCGACGUUUCGGUGUUCUUCCCCAGUGCGUUCCUAUCGCCUCAAUCGCUGCCACCGCAUGCGGCAGCGGAUGAUGAUCUCUACCUGUACAGCGUUCACGAUAGUCUGGUGCUCACGGAUGACUACCGUGCUAUAAGUCCACCGGCGGAAUACGCCGAGAACAGUGCUUCACCGGAGAAGCACAAUAGCAGUCAUAGACCCUAUCGUUCUAGCCGCUACAACUACCAACGAUCGUACUCGCAUUCCCAAGCGGUAGCCCAUCAGGACGAAUCCGACUACUCGCCUACGCAGUCGUACAACAUCAACAGCCACAAGUCACUUCCCGAUCUGCACUCCCAAAUCAGUCGUCAUUCGCCGCACUCGGAAGCGCUGAGUUGCUGUAGUCGGGGCAACCGCUCCAAUCGCUCCGGAAGCUCCUUCAAUCGUGACUCUGGGGGUUCAUCCGGACAUUACACUCACCACAGUGAACCCUGCUGUAAGCAACAGCAACAGCAGCAGCAGCUACAACAACAACAACAGCAACAGAAAGAAGCCCUUAUGAUGGGCGGAGGAGCGGAUUACCGCCGUGACAGCGGAUCGUCCACGCAACAUAGCGGUAACUCAUACUACGCCUAUGGAAUUCCACCUCUGAGGUACGACUGCAUCGAAUGCCGCGCCAAGAUUCGAGAGGAAGCAGACUGUCUGCUGAAUUUCACUACCCCUGAAGUUCCGGAGGCCUUCCAGGACAACUACAGCGAAAAGCAGAAACAAAAGUACUACGAUGAACCACGAGAUCGCGGAUCGGCAUCUCGCAAGUACUACAAGAACCCCGGACCAAUGUCGCCGCUGUCUCCGGUAUCGCCACUGUCACCCCAGGAUCAGCAACUGGAUCUUAGCCCUCCUUUGGGGACGUUCAAGCGACAGAAAUGCCUUCGGUUUAAGAAUCGCGGCCGCCAGUCUGCCAUCAGCAAUCCGAACUCCCGCUGCGGAGAUGGUCGUGGAAGCUCCGGUGGAGACGACGAUCGCCGGCCGAUACUGCGAUCGAAGAGCGACAUCAGCGAUCGCUACUGGAACCGGCUUUCCGAGAGGAAUGAUCGCGACCGUGAUCGAGAAAGAGAGCGAGAACAGCAGAAACUCUUGGAGAAGCAGCGAUCGCGAUCGGACAGUCUAACACAGCUGGAACAUUUCUUCGACCGACUAGGCUUGAACGACGAAACCUACGAGCGAUACAUCGCUCCCAAAGGUCGCAAAUCCCCUAAUUACAAGUCCAGCUCGGGUAGUGACAUCCAUCGGUUAUCGCCGGAGGAUACGGGUGACUCGGACGAAUCCAGUGCCGUGUUCUUCUCGGACGUGAGUACGAUCGAUUCCACCCGGCUGCCGGACAGUACGGAAACGACCAACGAACAACCGCCGAGUGGCGCCCCCGGCCAGCUGGCCGCAGCAGGUCAACUCAAUAGUCUGAACAAUCCGGCCCUGUACCGGCCCAGCGAACCGCCGUCGAUAAUCGAACGGAACGCUCGGAUCAUCAAGUGGCUGUGCAACUGCAAGAAGAUGCAGCUAGCCUAAGGGUGGCUUACGGGGGACCAACUGCUGCCGACGGAAUAUAGUUACGGACAUUCUUCAAAACCAGGACGCUUUAGAAUGGUUUGAACGGAACUAGGACGGGAACUUACCUUAGGGACGAGAAUCGCGAGCGGCGAUCUGAAAGAAGAGAAAAGAUCGAUGGUCAGGUCGGUUACGUGACGAUUAAUCUCGAGUUGCGUCAAGGGAGGGAAGCAAGUUUACUUGAACUGGAUAAAGUUAAAAUUUCCAGGCUGAGCAAAACUUGUGUCACUUCUGAUAGACUACAUUUGGAAGUUUGUAUUCGUGGAUUGUACCAUUCCACUCACUCACAACUCUCACGUUUUCAGUUUUUCAUCUAAAACUAGUUUGUGUUUUAUGUUUGAUAUAGUUUUGUUUAAUGUUUAAAAACUCAUUCAGGCGUUUACCAUGUUUAUUUACAAUUUCAACGAGUUUUUUUUUUCAGUUAGUAACAAAACAAAUGGACUUAUCCACCGAUGAACCGAAUUCAUUAAGCAUGCAACAAAACAAAUGGACUUAUCCACCGAUGAAACAAAUUCAUCGCAGUCCGAGAAUUUUGACACUAGAGCGGGACCAUAGACGAGUGCACCGAUGAACUGAAUUCAUCGCGAUCCGAGAAUUUUGAUACUAGAGCGGGCCGCUUUCAAUCAGAAGUAAACGAUUUCCAAUCAGAAUUGAACGGACCGCGAUGAAUUCAGUUCAUCGGUGCACUCGUCUAUUCCCAAUCAGAAUCGUCAAAAUUCUCGGACCGCGAUGGAUUCGAUUCAUCGGUGGAUAAGUCUAUGCUAACCUGGUGAACUCAGAGAUCAUACGGAUGAAAUGAACCAUUGCACGUGUUCAGUUCACUCGUUUGGCUUUGAACAGUGUGGUGUGGGUUAUCGAAACCAGUCAAGCGUCGAAAGUGUGAAGAUAGCGAACUCAUGAAAAGGUUCAUCCAAUUCUGAUUGGAAACGAGCCAGCUUUAGUGUCAAAAUUCUCAGUCCGAGUGAAUUCGCUUCAUUGCACAUUGGUCGGGCUCCAUACAAAGGGGCGGCCAAAACUCUCGAAAAACGAAAUUGAUAAUUUUAAACUUUAUUUCACCUUAUAACAAAGCUAAUGUACUGUACUUUUAUGAUUCUUAAUUAAAAGAAUACCAGCUUUUGUAUUUCAAUGACAUUUUCACUGCCAAAGUGGCCUAAGUCAUAAAAUUGAAAAAUGAAUUAUUCGAAAAUAGUAAAAUAAUAAUAUUUUGAGAAUGGAAUAUAUGUUUUAAGUUAUCCAGCAUAUGAAAGCUUGUUAUUGGACUGUUUGAAUGCACGUAUGGUGCAAAAUUAAUAUGUCACAAAACUUUUCAAAUUUUCAUAUAUUGUACCUUAGAAAUUUUGGGAUUUUUUAAGUUAAAAAACGGUUCGUGUCGUCACGUGUCGCCGCAAUUUCGAAUAGUACAUCUUAAACAUCAUGCUUAGAGCUGCCUAAAAACGUUUAAAUAUUUUGCAGAAAUUUGCUGUUUUUCAAUUUUGAGCUAUUUAAAAAAGUCAUGUUUUUUCAUAUAUUUUGCGAUAUUUUUCCAUUUUUUACUGAAAUAAAAUUUAUCUUUCCACAUUUUUCACACGUUCUGAACAAACUUGAUUGGAUUUGAUCGAAAGAUGAUCAUUUAUUUAAAUCCGAAUUGAUUUUCUAACAAAAAACGCAAAAAUAUGGGGUUCACUGUUUUUUACCGUUUUUGAAAUUAUUGAAAUUACGUAAUUUUUGAAUACCCCUUUUUAGACACUAAAAACACUAUAUACCAUAUCUAGGCAACCUAUAACUUCGAUUAAACACAUAAAAAGAGUUUUGGCCGAACUUUAUCUUUUUCCGACCAUUGUGCAUUGGUAUAGAUAAGUCUAUAUAUAGACACUGAGUAAACCAUGAGUAACUAUUACCAUGACUGAUGAGUUCCUUUCCAGAGUUGCCAAAAUCGCAUUUUGGUUUGAAGUUGAAGGGAAUGGUCUAUUAAUAUCCUAAGUUCAAACGUCAACUCGAGUUCAAUAAUGGUAAGCAGUGUGUAGCCCCCCGCUACGACUGGGUCGUGGGAUUCAGACAAAAAGAAAAAGAAGGAUUGAUUCGGAACUCGUGGAACCAAACUUACGAAGUGAAUUGACAAGUGAUUAAUAAUACUAGCGCGUAGAGUGUUUCGCAUAGCCAGUAGAGUCAGUAGGAAUAUUCAAAUCGAACGUUAAAUUGCUACCAACCAACCCCAGAAACAACAAAAAAAACUGUAAUGCAUGAAACCGCGUAGUCCGUAAAUAUGACCCCCAUGUAGGUGUGACGACUAGAACAAGACUUGUAGAGAGCUAUACACUAUAAGACGAAUCAAGAAAUCAAUACUAGCCCGCCCCGUUUUUUCAAGCAAAUUAUGUCAAUCAAAUUUCGAAGACUAAUCAAACCCGAACAUAGCGUUAAUACAAAAACACGCAUACACAAACAAUAAGAAAGGAAACCAAAGAAAAAGCAGACAAUUGAAAAGAAAAUGGAAGAACUUGAUUGGUCAGCGAGCAAGCAAAACAGAACAGAGAACGCAAACCAUAAAAGAAAACAAUUGAUAUAGUCCUGUAAGAAGACAACAGUCUAAUCAAACUUAAAAACUUCCACCGUAGUGAACCCCGAAGUCGAAUAGAAUUUACUGGUGUUGUUUUUUUUACGAAUGAAUGAAUUUUUAAAGUUUGUUGCAAUUAUUUUACCUGAUCUCGUCCUCUUGUGAAUGGUUUCUUUGGUUAUAUGGAAACGUUCUCAAAACAGAUGAUUCCAGUUAGAUUGUUCUGAUCGUUUUGUUAGGAUGAAUAAUACGAACUUUUAUUAAAAUGACAAAAGGCAAAUUUUGUACAAAUGAAUUGAGCUUCAGUUUGAUGGGUCUUAUAGGAAAAAUGGAAUAUGUAUUAGGCCUGUCCAGCUUUUCAAAAAUGUUCUCUGAUUCUCAAGUCCACCCCCAUAUUUUGAUUGGCAUCCUAAAAGAAGCAACUAGUCAAAAUUUCAGCCAAAUCCAUUAAAAUUAAGAGGUGCAUCAAAUCAAUUUUGUGUUUUUCGACUAUUUUUGAACUUCAAAAAAUCAUAACUACACUAAAACAUGUCAAAACUUAAUUCUUUCGGCAGAAAUUGAAAGCUAUACUUGUUUGCUACAACUUCUCCGAACAACGUGUGCCAAUAAAAUUGAAGGAAACAUGUGUAAUUAUCACAUUUGUAAUCAGAAAAACCUUAAAAAGUUGAUUUUUUGAUAGAUUUUGUUCUGGAAUACUCUAACAUACGUAAUAAGUUGGAUUUUUCAAAACGGCAUCAUAUUCUCCAAUGUUUUUUGGUUAUUUGCUUCUUUUGCACCUAUGCUGUAGGAGUUGAGCAAAAAUUACUAAAAUUCGUGAAAGCCAAAUGUGGCCUAAAAACUAGCUUUUCGGGUGCAAUCACGCUUUGGCGCGCAAAAAGUGGCAUCGCGUCAGCACUGAUAUGAUAGCCAACACAUGUCAUCGCGCUUGUUUGUUAUCACCCGUGGUAGGUGGUAGCCAAGGCAAACUACAAGGAAGCAAAGCUACUACGUUCAGUACAAUUUCGCGCCACAACGUGAUUGCCUCCAAAAAGCUAGUUUUUAGGCCACAUUUGACUUUCACGAAUUUUAGUAAUUUUUGCUCAACUCCUACAGCAUUGGUGUCAAAGAAGCAAAUAACCAAAAAACAUUAGAGAAUAUGAUGCCGUUUUGAAAAAUCCAACUUAUUAAGUAUAUUAGGGUGUUCCAGAACGAAAUCUAUCAAAAAAUCCACUUUUUAAGGUUUUUCUAAUUACAAAUGUGAUAAUUACACAUGUUUCCUUUAAUUUUAUUGGCACUCGUUGUUCGGAGAAGUUGUAGCAGACAAGUAUAGCUUUCAAUUUCUGCCGAAAGAAUUAAGUUUUGACAUGCUUUAUAGUAGUUAUGAUUUUUUGAAGUUCAAAAAUAGUCGAAAAACACAAAAUUGAUUUGAUGCACCUCUUAAUUUCAACGGAUUUGGCUGAAAUUUUGACCAGUUACUUCUUUUAGGAUGCCAAUCAAAAUAUGGGGGUGGACUUGAGAAUCAGAGAACAUUUUUGAAAAGGUGGACAGGCCUAAUAUGUAUCUAUGUCAAUUGAAUUCUGAUCAAAAUUCACUUUUGUUAGAAGAUUCUCGCGUUGGGCAACGUUGGAUGGAAUGCCUUUACGAUUGUACAAGUGUUCGUGCAAAUAAUUCAUGAUCAUCCACUACAAGUCAAUGGACGUGUUCACUCGUUUGAAAUGUCAUACUAGCCAACUCCUGUAUUUGUCCAUUCGAUCAUUGUUCAUGUUAAUGGACGAUAAGUCUUCUGAUUGGAAACGGUUCCGCUCCAGUGGCAAAAUUCUCUGAACGAGUGAAUUUUAUUUAUCGUUGAACAAUUUUACUCGACAAUUAGCUGUCACUUCAUCCACUAAGACAGCUGGCAGACUGUACUGAUUCAUACAUUGUAAAGAACUUGAGCAGGUUAUAGGCCCAGUCCUAACGUCUCUGUAUUAGGCACAGUGAACAUAUUGUAUAACCCUUUGAAUACCUUACUGAUACUAGGUUGAAUUUAUAUUGAGAUUCUGGUCUAUUUCAUGAAACUACAGCAAAAAACAGUUACUGAGAGUUAUUCAGAGAUGUUCGAGGUUACUCAAUAUCUGCUUUCUAGGUAAAAUCUUCCUGUCCGUGUGAUAGAAACAAAUAAUCCAAUGAAAUAAGAAGUACGUUCCAAUUCGAGAAUCUUCAAACAAAAACGACUCAAUUUAAAACAUACAUUUCACCCUUAUGUACUUAUAAAAGUUUAUCCAAGAAAAGCCCACACACAUUUUGGUACAACUAUCGAAAACAAGUUAAAGCAUAAAUCAUUUAAUACUGACACACUUCAAUGUUUCUAGGUAAAUUAGAAAUUUACUAACGAGAAAAUCAAGCAAAUAACGCAACGUUUGCAGAAUAUAUGAGAAUGAUAAAAAACACACAAUUUAAAAAUACUAUUUUCUAGUCUAAUAUAUUGAAUACUAAAUCAAAUAAUUUAUUGAUGCAAGUAUAAUUACUACUACAUAAUAAAAUGAAACGAAUUAAUCUUACUUAGCUAUACAUAUAUAUUAGUGGAACGAGACGAAAACAGGAACAGAAAUCUAAAACGCAGUGCUGUUGAAAUAAAUUGAAAAAAAAAACCGAAGCAAACAAUAUAACGUUCAAUGAAUAAAAUAUUUCUAAACAAUCUUCACACUUAUCUAAUAUACCACUACGCAAUAGAAC